UAAGAAAACCAAUAGUAAGCUGACCAUGACCACAAACAGAUAUGGCCCUGAAGUAGAGCCUAGAUACAUUUUGCCUGUUUAACCUCCAACAGCAGAAAGCACAGCAGUUGUAUUUGUACUUCCUGUUGGUAGUAUCAAACAUACUCUUUGCGUUUGCUUACAAAACGGAAACGGCCACCUCCCUUCCAGAACUUACUAUCCUUAUCACAAUCUGACUUUAGGUUUCAGGAAGUGACCUAUAUAUUAUGCUCCUGUUCACAUUUUAGGAUGGACGAUAUGGGUCCUGGCCCUAUAGUUCAGUGCAGUAACAAAAGAUAUAAGAGGCUUGCUUACAGCACAGGCAGGAGGUAAAUUUCAACCUGUUUAUUGUAGGAACCAAUGCUCACAUACGCCGGUUGGCCAAAGUGAGAAAUCCGUUCAGGCCAGAUUUUCCUUUUUCCAUAAAUACCUCCCAAAUGUUUUUUCUUUACUAGCUGAUGCUUGAGCAGGAAGGGAAACAAAAGAGAACAGUGAGUUGAAUUAAGAAAAACAAGCAAGAUGGAUCGUGACACAGUUACCCUCAUGAUCCAGAGCUUCACUGAAACCUGUGAUUAUUUUGGAAGGAGAAAAUAGUUUGCUUGAGCCUUUCCUGCUGCAUAGAUCAUUGGAGACACUGCUUGGGUUAGACUUGAAGGAUAUAACAGCUGUCGUAUCGUAGUCCUCUUGCUUGAUCCCAUCUCGACAGGAGAUUCAGUUCAUGCAGUUAGGUUGAUCAUUGACUGGGAACUUUAGCGAUGUGUUUUCUGUCUUUCACACACUUUGUAGUUUUCCCUGUUGGUAGACAGGGAGUGGUUGAAGUUAGCCACUGCCUGAAGAUUAUGUGUACUGAUUAACCUUCCUAACAUAGUAGUAUUUGUCCCCCUCUAGUGAAUAAGCCUUUAACCUACAUUGUCUACACUGUCUGAAUUUAACACUCAAGUCAUAAUCUCCUGUCUACAUAUCCCCACCCAAAACCCUCUAUCCUUCCCUUGUUCUGGUUCUUUUUUGUUAUUUCCCCCACUUAAACUUUGCAGGACCUACAGCAGGUGAUGGUAUCGGGGCCCAAUCUCAACGAGACUAGCAUUGUAUCUGGGGGUUAUGGAGGAACAGCAGAGGGUAUCAUCCCCACCAGCUCAAUCAAAGAUCUGCGUAUGAAGUCCAGGCAAAGUAGCGUUCCCCCAAGCAGGUCUGUCUUCUGCCACAUAACAAGCCAAUCAAAUGAAUACCAAGGUUCAAACAUGCACCACAGCAGCAGCAGCUCGUCAAUGACGGCAGAGGAAGUGACCCGCGGUGUGGCUGUGGAAAAACUAGAAACCAUGAAGAAGUGGGGUUUCAACACUUACAAGUGUACAAAGCAAAUGAUCUCAGAGCGUUUUGGUCGGGGUUCCCGGACUGUGGACCUGGAGCUGGAGGCCCAGAUUGAGGUGCUGAGAGACACUAAAAAGAAAUAUGAGAGUGUGCUGCGAUUGGCCAGAGCGCUGACCAACCACUUCUACAACAUGGUGCAGACGCAGCAUGCGCUGGGUGACACCUUUGCUGACCUCAGUCAGAAAUCUCCAGAGCUACGGGAUGAGUUUGGCUACAAUGCAGAGACUCAGAAGUUGCUGUGUAAGAACGGGGAGACUCUACUUGGUGCCAUUAACUUCUUUGUGUCCAGCAUCAACACACUGGUCAAGAAGACCAUGGAGGACACCCUAAUGACAAUCAAGAUGUAUGAAAAUGCCAGACUGGAGUUUGAUGCCUACCGGUCAGACCUGGAAGAACUGAGUCUGGGUCCGAGGGACGCUGUAGCCAUGGCCCGCAUAGAUGCUGCUCAGCAACAGUACCAAGUCCAGAAGGACAAGUAUGAACGCCUUCGCUCGGACGUCAUCAUUAAACUCAAGUUCCUGGAGGAGAAUAAGGUGAAGGUGAUGCAUAAGCAGCUCCUCCUCUUCCAUAAUGCCAUCUCAGCAUACUUUGCUGGCAACCAGCAGCAGCUGGAGCAGACGCUGAAGCAGUUCAACAUUAAGUUGAGGCCUCCAGGGGCUGACAAGCCCUCCUGGUUAGAGGAGCAGUGAGCGGGUCUGCUGGACCUCCUGCAGCCUCCCUCUCGACCAUCCCCACCUGUUACCAGUUGAAACCCCCAACUUACAGAGGACCACAACAGAGGGAAACGCAUACAAAUAAUUGGGUGGAUGACGAUAUGAGAUUAGCGUGUGGCUGGAUGAUUGGACAGAUGGAUUGCAGGGUAUUAUUGAUGAGUGGGCUAAAUGCAGCAGGAAACUAAGUGGCCAGUUUCAUGAACAGUCAGGGGGCUUUUAGUGCCUCUUCUCAACGUCUUUAUUUUCCAGUCUAACCUUUUCUUUGUGCUUUGUUCCCAGAGGACUUGUUCGUCUCUCCCUCCAUUCCCUCUCCCAUAUUUGUCUUAACCCCCUUAUAUCUCAACACUAUUUUGCUGUGUGAGCUUGUUUUAGUCAUGUUCAUGGCCAAUAUUGUGCUCCCAGUGUUCUUGCAUUAAACUUCAACCCCACGCCAUCUUGGUAACAGAGACCGAUGAUAAAAGGAAAAUGAUAAAACCGAUAAAACACACUCAGAUGUAUCAAACACUACAUCAAAAGACCUUAUUACUCUUCUUGUGUGCCCUUGUAUAUAUGAGCUAACGUACUUAAUGAGCAUGUGGCCUGCAGGAAGUAAGAUAAGUUCAAAGAUUUCAAACUACACAUGAAGGGGAUUUGUAUGUUACACUAAAAAAGGAAUGUCCAGACAUUUCAAAUUAAUGUAUAUUUCAAAUUAAGUACUGUUUCACUUUUGAAAUAAAUAGUAUAUGAUAAUUUGUAGCUUAUAAAAAAGCACACUGCUGUGUUAAGUUUAGUUUUUGCUGAGUUUGACUGUCAUCUCUUUAUUUUGUAAUUAUUUCAGUUCUAGUCAGCUUGUAUGUCAUGUGUUUCAGAAUGAAGGACAGUAUACAGUUGGGCAGUGUAUGCUGGUAAUUUAGACUGCAGGUACUGCAGUACUUAAUCUGUAAUUAUCAGAAACGCUUUAGAUUUCAACUGUAACCUGAAAGUUCAACUUGAAUAUGCAACGAUCAUUUAAGGAACACUGCCACAGCUUCCCAAAGUUAUACUGGUUGGGGUCUUUAUUAAUUGUAUUUUUAUUUUUCCAAAGAGAAUUGAGAGAGACGUUUACUGGACCCUUGCUAUGUUUUCAUUGGUUGUUUAAGCAAAAUUGAUCGGUUCAGUCUCGAUGUGGACUGAGGAGGCUUUGAGGGACAGUUGAACUUUGUUAGAUGGUAUUUCAGUCAGUUAAGAUCCAACAAACUUGGAAUGGAUUCACUCCAUUAUGUUAUUGUUUAACGGACUGUAUUUAAAAGGAAUUGAUUACAUUUAGUUUGUUUUCACAUUGAUACAUUGAAAUGUGUUUUUGUCUUAUGUUUGUGUUUUAAAGUUAACAAGGACAUGCCAUUGACAUCUAGGGUCAUAUAUUUCAGCCCCUUAACGCGGAAUAUAUCGGUCUAUGGUUACCUUUCUUCACACUGAAGAUUACUGUAGCUGUCUAACAUUACUAAUCCAGAAUCAUGUAAAUUGUAGUUGGGUAAUGUGAUAACACUUAUGAUUCAUCAUUUGUUUCAUCUCCUUUAACCGAAACACUGUCUUAGUAUAAUGGUAGUAAACAAUCAGAGAAUGUAAUACCACAAAAUAUCGGCAUGGUACUACAUAUGUAAUGUUGAACUUUUAUGCACCACUGUAUUUAUUAGGUUCAUUGUAUGUGUUAAUCUGUAAGAAUCAACAUAUUUGUACCCUGAAACUUACUCAAUUUAUGAGUAUGUCGUUCAUAGCGUUUUGCAGAUGACACAUGAAAACAGGCUAACCAAAUAUGUAAUUGAUAUUCUUCAAAAAAUAUUUCUAAGCUAACUGUUGGAAAGUGGUUUAGGUUCCCAGUGUCCAACCUCUGUGAAGUCAAAUGAAGAUAAUCCGGUAUAAUGAAUGUUUUACCAUGCUGAAUUGAACUCCUGAUCAGUUAACAGGUCAGUUGUCCAGCUUCUUGUCUCCUCUGUAUUUGCAUGGCAGGCAGCGAUCCAAAGUACAGGUGCAGAUAUGUGUGAAUGCACUGAUGCUCUACUCUUGGCCUUCUGUGCGCCAGCUUGCAUGAACUAGCAUAACACCAUGCUUACGGUUGUUAGUUUAAAUUUUGAAACCGGCUGAAGCAGAAUUCAAAAUGUGUUUCCUUUUAAUGCUGCACUCUUGAGGAGAAUUGUGAAAGGAAGUGGAUUGGAUUUUUGGAUGAAAAGCCGGUAUCAAAAAUUGAUUCUAUGGUUUGUUUGACUUGUGUUUUCUGAAAUCAUAUAUGUCAGUGUGUCAAUUGGGUGUAUUUUAUUCUGGCUGAGGAAGACCUUGGCCACAUUUACGGCUAAAAUCGCAGUUUCACUGGCCAGCUCCUGGUCUGUUUGACCGUCACACAGCAAUAUUAACAAAAUGUGACUCCUCUUUUCCAAACCUGCCCCUUUGUAAUUCCUAACCACAUCACCAAAAUGAAUGGCAAUAGGAUUUCUUUUGUUCCAUAGUUGUGAAACCACCAGUAAAUUGAAAAAAGUGUGACAUGCAUUUAAAGUCAGUCUUACUAGCAGUCUUUAAGAUCUUUGCCGAGAGAGAACCAAGAUUUAUUAAAUAAGAUAUUUUAUUUGUGUACAAUCAAUAUUUUCUAGGCUGAGCUGGUGUAUUGUACUGUAUGAACGAUUGCACAUAAUGGUAUUUAAGAUGAUAAAUGAAGUUGUUUCAUGGAUUGAUGUGAUACUCUGCCUUCAUUCCUCACUCAGACCUGAAAAGUCCCACCCCACCCGAAGGGAACAAAAUUAAAAGUACACAUUUUCAAAUCCU
This is a messenger RNA of Sander lucioperca (pikeperch), 4871 nucleotides long. RefSeq names its product ADP-ribosylation factor interacting protein 2b (gene arfip2b). Bases 1068 to 2075 code for a protein of 335 amino acids. Gene Ontology annotation, cellular component: trans-Golgi network membrane. The record is from RefSeq and is a predicted model, not a curated record. Gene Ontology annotation, biological process: intracellular protein transport; regulation of Arp2/3 complex-mediated actin nucleation. Lineage: Eukaryota; Metazoa; Chordata; Actinopteri; Perciformes; Percidae. The transcript has 8 exons. Gene Ontology annotation, molecular function: phospholipid binding; protein domain specific binding.